CAAGCAGCGACACAGUUAUCUGAAUAACUCUCUGAAGAGAAGCGUCGAACGUUUUCUCAUCACAACCCCACAAGACCAACUACAAUGUCUCUGAUUCCAAGCAUUUUCGGCAGCCGAUCGGACCCGUUUUCAUUGGAUGUCUGGUCACCCAACUUCAUGUCCAAUAACGAGGUGUCGACCUUCGCCAACCUGCAGGUCGACUGGAAGGAGACGCCGGAGGCUCACGUGUUCAAAGCCGACCUGCCGGGCCUCAAGAAGGAGGAGGUGAAGGUCGAGAUGGAGGAGGGGAGAGUCCUUCAGAUCAGCGGAGAGAGGAGCGUGGACAAGGAGGAGAAGGGCGAGGAGUGGCACCGGGUCGAGAGAGGCCGGGGCAAGUUCCUCCGGAGGUUCCGGCUGCCGGAGAACGCCAAGGCCGACGAGGUGAAAGCCUCCAUGGAGAACGGUGUCCUGACCGUAACCGUCCCCAAGCUGCUGGAGAAGAAGCCGGAGGUGAAGUCCAUCCAGAUCACCGGCUGAGGAAGUCGUGUUAUGUCAGUUCGUUCGGCUCUUAACCUGAUCUCUGCGUGGGGGAGAUGACCAGAGUCCGAGAGAAGUUUGUGUCGUGUCGUUUUAAGCGUCGUUGAGUGUGUCCAGUGUGCUGUCUCGAGCCUUUUGGCCGAGAUCGAGGAUUGUGAUCCGGUCGGGUACGCUAAUAAAAUUUGUUUGUAUUGCAUGU
Molecule: messenger RNA, 715 nt
Organism: Rhodamnia argentea
Lineage: Eukaryota; Viridiplantae; Streptophyta; Magnoliopsida; Myrtales; Myrtaceae
Product: class I heat shock protein-like
Exons: 1
Coding region: 85-516 (143 amino acids)
Biological process (GO): response to heat; protein complex oligomerization; response to salt stress
Source: RefSeq, a predicted model, not a curated record